UGAAUUGUGAAGUGUUCACACAUAGAGCAACUUCUUCAGCUGCUGCCUUUAGGGAGGAGGGACAGUGUUGUGCCAGCAUAUUAAAGAUGAAGAGGUGGUAUGGGAUUUUGCUUGUGUCACUCAUCUUUUGCUCAAUGUUCUCUGAGACCAUCGAGUUGGUUAUUGCGGCAAAGGAGAAGAGGGGUUGGACUCUCAAUAGUGCUGGAUACCUUUUAGGUCCACGUCGGAUUGAUCACCUAAUUCAGAUUAAGGAUUCACCCAGUGCCAGAGGCAGAGAAGAGCUGAUCGCACAAUAUGGUAUGGAUGGACAUGGGACACUGGGAGAUAAACCUGGUCUUGCUGGCAAGAGAGAUAUAGACUGGGAAGAAAACGUCCGAACAGGUGUCCAAAGGAGAACAGAGGAAGACAUUGUCCACACUGUCAUUGACUUUCUGUCAUAUCUCAAAUAUAAAGAAAUGGGACCCUGGCAAAGUCUGACUUCUGUGACAUCAGAUGAAAUGGCCAAUCCUUAGCCACGUGUCAUAAUGUGCUAUCCACCCACUCAUACCUAAUGCAAUGUUACAACACAAUGUAAUUAACACCACACCGCUUAUUUAUUUGUUUUUGGGUUUUUUUUGUGAGGUGUUAAUCAUUAGAUUGUGGCCUGGCAGAGAACACAGGGUGUUUGUUGUUGUUUUUGUCUCUGUUUUAUCUAGCGCUUUUCUCGAUUAGACGUCAGAAAGCAAGGG
Messenger RNA from Corythoichthys intestinalis (scribbled pipefish), 728 nucleotides. It is a transcript of the gene gal, whose product is annotated as galanin/GMAP prepropeptide. The coding region runs from base 87 to 512 and encodes 141 amino acids. Lineage: Eukaryota; Metazoa; Chordata; Actinopteri; Syngnathiformes; Syngnathidae. Gene Ontology annotation, cellular component: secretory granule; extracellular region. Gene Ontology annotation, biological process: neuropeptide signaling pathway. The transcript has 7 exons. The record is from RefSeq and is a predicted model, not a curated record. Gene Ontology annotation, molecular function: galanin receptor binding; neuropeptide hormone activity.